Messenger RNA from Armigeres subalbatus, 2131 nucleotides. Its product is annotated as phenoloxidase-activating factor 3-like. NCBI's taxonomy places the organism in Eukaryota, Metazoa, Arthropoda, Insecta, Diptera, Culicidae. The record is from RefSeq and is a predicted model, not a curated record. The transcript is spliced from 4 exons. Gene Ontology annotation, molecular function: serine-type endopeptidase activity. The coding region runs from base 117 to 2057 and encodes 646 amino acids. Gene Ontology annotation, biological process: proteolysis.
CUCUUUGCGGUGCUGUGAUCGCGGCCCGGUCUGGGAUUGAUCCCGAAAUGCGCUGCAGAUGCCAGUUGUGAUCGGUCGGUCACCUAAAUCGGUCGCAAAGACUUAACUCAGUGAUAAUGAUUAGAAUUGUAGGUGCGGUGGUUCUCUUCGUGGGGAUCGCAUCCGCAGCGGAGGUAUUCACGAACGCUCAGUUCCAGUGCGGCAUUCCCAAGAAUGCCAAUACGCUGUUGAUCGUCAACGGUGUGGACGCCAAGAUCAGCGAAUGGCCAUGGCAUGCUGCGGUUCGGCAACACACCGCCCAAGGAAAGCCGGAGUAUGUUUGCGGUGGAUCGCUGGUCAGCGAGAGGUUCGUGGUGACUGCCGCCCACUGUACGAUGGACGCGGAAAAGCCGAACAAGAAGGUUCAACUGUCGGUGCAGUUGGGAGUGAAUGCCGUUGGGUCACCUGAUGGAAAGGUUUUCAACGUACAGAAGAUUCACCGGCAUCCCGGGUUCUCGUUGCAAGAUUUGAAAGACGACAUUGCGUUGCUCGAACUGGAAAGUCCGGUUCCGUUCAGUGAAUCUAUUCUACCGGUUUGCAUGAGUGAAAGGACUAGUCUAGAGCCUGGUAAGAUUGGAGCCGUCGUAGGUUGGGGAUUCACCGAGAACGAUAUUAAAUCUACUACUCUGAAGCUUGCGAAGUUGCCAGUGAUUGAGGAAAUCGAAUGUAAGCGUAAGGAACCGGAAUUGUACGGCAGGGUGUUGACGAAUAAGGUCUUCUGCGCGGGAUACACGAAUGGGACAUCAGCCUGUAAUGGAGAUAGCGGUGGUGGCAUUGUCUUUGAACGAGGUGACGCAUGGUACUUGGGAGGCAUCGUAUCGUUCACCAAAGCCAAAGAAGGCGAAGAGCGAUGUCUUGCAACUACGUACACCGUAUUUACCAAGGUGACAUCAUACUUGGACUGGAUUGAAGGUGUUACAAAUACGGAUUUCAGUAACGAAUAUGGUAUUGAGAAAAUCGUCCCAUGUUCUGUCGCUGGACAGUCGAACGGAAACUGCGUCCCAGUGCAGCAGUGCCGAAACCUCUUCGAUGAACUGAAGUCUCCAUUACUGACCAAGGAAAUCGCCAAAGAACUGAGCACGCGGGUGUGCGAACUUCGAGGAAUACGUCGCAGCAUAUGUUGCGAUCCCAAAGAAGUGGAGCGAAUUCCCAUUCAUCGCAAUGCCAUUCUCCUACCCCGAGAAUGUGGGGUUGCUAAGCGAGCACAACCAACGACGACCGCCGGCAGGGCAGGAGUGCUCGAGUUCCCAUGGAUUGCAAUGGUGCGAUCCAGCAAGGCCACUCCCGACAAUGAUCCGUACUGCACCGGAUCGUUGAUCAACAACCGUUACGUACUGACUUCAGCCGCUUGUGUGAGAUCCAAGGAGCGCAAGGAUCUUGAUUAUGUUCGACUUGGAGAACACACUGUGAAUACCCAAAGAGAUUGUGACACUUUCACAGAUCCAAAAACGCGCCAGUCAGUGCAGGAAUGUGCUCCAGCUCCAGUUGAAGUUAAAGCCGUUUUACCAUUCACAAUCCAUCCGCAGGCCGGAAAACCUUUCCGUGGCAAUGAUUUUGCUUUGGUACGAAUGGUCGACAAGGUUCAAUUUUCUGACAACAUCCAGCCGGUCUGCCUUCCGAUUCGCGAGGACCUCCGAAACCACCUCCCCAACGAUUUCGUCCUCUCGAUGUUCGAGAUCACCAACACCAACAACCAGUACACGCAGGAGCUGUACAAAACGCGAUCGGUCUUCACCGAGCGCGAGGAAUGUGAGGAACGCUUCGAGGACUACGGCUACACGCCGUGGGUGACGGACAAGAUGUUCUGCGCCCUGGCGCAGGGACCCAACUACAUCUGCUCGCCGCACAUUGGGGCGCCACUGGUGGCGAUGGUGCAGCAGGGAUCGGUUAUGCGCGCCGUUCAGUACGGCCUGUCGAUGAUGGGACCGAGCAACUGCACGAUCGCGCAAACCAUUGCAAAGACGUACAUCCGGGUGGCGCUGUACGUGGACUGGAUUCUGGAGAACAUUCAAAAGUAGGAAACGGUAUUUGGGUUGAAGCAAUAAUUAGUAAUAAAAUACGUAAAAAUGCCUAUGAGAUAAUGCUUUCAAAA